Molecule: messenger RNA, 2794 nt
Organism: Myripristis murdjan (pinecone soldierfish)
Lineage: Eukaryota; Metazoa; Chordata; Actinopteri; Holocentriformes; Holocentridae
Gene: myrfl
Product: myelin regulatory factor like
Exons: 24
Coding region: 1-2772 (923 amino acids)
Biological process (GO): positive regulation of DNA-templated transcription; protein autoprocessing
Cellular component (GO): endoplasmic reticulum membrane; nucleus
Molecular function (GO): sequence-specific DNA binding; DNA-binding transcription factor activity
Source: RefSeq, a predicted model, not a curated record
AUGGAGCCGAGUGGCCGCCUGCAGGUCCUGGGAGAAAACGAGGCACUGCAGCAGUUCUUUAAUGGUCAGGAUGUUAGUGGUGUGUUGGAGAGCUCUGUUGCCGUGGAUACUAGCAUCCUGGAGCAGUACCUCAGCAACAACAUGGAUCCCAACAGUUUCAUGCUCCCUGAGUCUCCUCCUGACUCCAACUCAGAAGCCUGCUCCCCUCCUCAGAUCACAGAUUUCCAUUAUGAGGCUCCUCAUUGGUCCAACCAGCUGGCUAACCAGGAAGUCUUCAACCCAGCGACGCAGUCCGCCGCCUCGCCGUCCUGCCGCUUUAAGAGUAGAGGCCCUGCCCCCCCUGAACUGUUAACCCACGCUCACCUGCGCACCUUGGGGCUCACUAACACCCGCCCCAUCUCACACACACAGUGCUCACCUGAACACACACACUACACACAGGUGUACACCCCACCCACUCCCCCUGUCCAGGAGCCCCUCCCCCCAUCUCCACCACCUCUCCUCCCCCCCACCCACAACUUCCCUGGGAUCUGCGGAAGCCCUGAAAGAGUCCCAGGUCUGGUUCAGGCUCCGCCACCCCCAGCCCACCUGCUCGCACCCACUCCUGCACUGCAUGCUGGCUCCUCCUGUCAGCCGGACAAUAAAAAGAGGCGGCGGUCCGGGUCCGAGGAGGCACCUGGAGGAGCCGACGUGUCCUGCUGCGACGGUGACGGGGCCCACGGAGGGGGCGGGGCCAGCCUGGGGCCCUACCAGCUCCUGACCUGGGAGUCGUACCGACCAAGAGAGUGGAGCUCACUGUACGACAGCAGCUUGCAGGCUCUGCCUCCUCCUGCCUACCAUGUGGUCACUGAUAAAGGCUUCAACUACUCCACAGCCGAUGAAGCCUUCGUCUGCCAGAAGAAGAACCACUUCCAGGUCACGGUUCACAUCGGUGUGGCGGGGGAGCCGCACUACGUCAGGACACCCAGCGGGCCGCAGGAGGUCGAGCACUUCCUGGUUAAAGUGUUCGGGGUCAAGCUGGAAGCCCCCGGCCACCAGGUGACCAUUGAGCAGUCUCAGUCCGACCGCAGCAAGAAGCCCUUCCUGCCCAUCAGGGUCAGUCUGCCCGGCGACAGAAUCACCAAGGUGACACUCGGACGCCUUCACUUCAGCGAGACUACGGCCAACAACAUGAGGAAGAAAGGCAAACCCAACCCUGACCAGAGGUACUUCCUCAUGGUGGUGGGUCUGUAUGCGAGUGUUGGCCCAGACUCUCUUCUCGUCUCGGCUCUGCUGUCAGAGAGAAUCAUCGUCAGGGCAUCUAACCCGGGUCAGUUUGAGAUGGACGGCGACACCCUGUGGCAGCGUGGGGCAGCGCAGGACACUGCGGUGUGCCAGGGCCGCGUAGGCAUCAACACCGACGCUCCUGAUGAGGCGCUGGUGGUCUGCGGCAAUGCCAAAGUGAUGGGCGCCGUGAUGCAGCCGUCUGACCACCGGGCCAAGCAGAACGUGCAGCAGGUGGACUCUGAGGAUCAGUUGAGAAGAAUCACUCAGAUGAGAAUCGUCGAGUUUGAUUAUAAACCAGAGUUUGCCUCCAGCAUGGGAAUAAACCACACCCACCAGACAGGUAUAAUCGCUCAGGAGGUCCGGGAGCUGCUGCCGUCGGCGGUCACCGAGGUCGGAGACGUCAUGUGUGCAGACGGAGAGAAGAUACACAACUUCCUCAUGGUGGACAAGGAGCAGAUCUUCAUGGAGAAUGUGGGUGCAGUGCAGCAGCUGUGCAAACUGACUGACAACCUGGACACCCGCAUCCAAGAGCUGGAGGGGUGGAGCCACCGGCUCGCCAAGCUGAAGAGCCUGACAGGCAGCCUGCGCUCCACACGGAAACUGAGUAAAAACAGCAGCGUUUUGACCCCACACAAAACUAACACACUGCAGACUGUGAAGCAGGACAGCUGGAGUCAGAAGUGUCUGCAGCACAAAGUCUUCCAGGCCAGCGUCUUCACCCUGCUGGCCACCAUGGCCUUCUGUGUGAUCUCAAUCACAGCUCUGUACCUGCUGACUCUGAGAGAGGACAGCAUCAACAUCUUCCCUGGUAACAGCAAUGGCAGUGUGUUUCCUGUGCAGACCACAGCCUGGAGCAGCACAGAGUCCCCCCCAACCCCGUCUGCCCUCCCCGGCCCCCCUGAGGUGGAUUUCUGUGAGCUGCUGUACUGUGAGCAGGUGUACUGCUGCCCCUCCACAGCAGGGGGCAGCACCCACUGCAACAACACUGGGACCCCCGGCACCGAGCAGGACAGCGCCUUGGCAGAUAAAGGCAAAGAGAAGCUGUGUGACAAGCUGAAAAGGGCGAGUGACUGGACGAACACGACCAUCCAGACCUUCCUGAUCAAAGAGAGUCAGCAGGUGAUCGACAGCAGAUACUGCAACAGCAACACCUGUGGGUCGGGUCGGUUCAGCUUCUCUGUUCCCAUCAGCCGGUUCGUCCCAGUCAACAUGAGAGUCACCCUGCUGAUGAAUGCCACUGAGCUGCUGGUGGUCCACCUGUGCAGUUUUGAUGAGUCGACGCCCUGCUCGGCUCUGCUGGAGAUGGACUCUGUCGCUGAGAGCAGAUACCCAUCAAACACACAGGGAGAACAUGAGUGGCAGCUCCAUGUGGCUCGUCUUCAUCACAGCUCGUAUCAUUUCCGCUCUGCAGUGGCUGGUCAGGCAGACUGCAGUACCGAUCAUCACUAUGCGGGGGCGCUGUUCACCGACUACCACUUCCACUUCUACAGACGCUGUUCUGAUUGACACACACACACACACACACACA